AUGGCGUCGAAACGGAUCCUGAAGGAGCUGAAGGACCUCCAGAAAGAUCCUCCUACUUCAUGCAGCGCUGGCCCAGUUGCAGAAGACAUGUUCCACUGGCAGGCGACAAUAAUGGGUCCUGCUGAUAGUCCAUAUGCCGGUGGAGUGUUCCUUGUCACUAUACAUUUUCCUCCAGACUAUCCUUUUAAACCACCCAAGGUUGCAUUCAGGACAAAGGUGUUUCACCCUAAUAUCAACAGCAAUGGUAGCAUUUGCCUUGACAUUUUGAAAGAACAGUGGAGCCCUGCCCUGACCAUAUCCAAGGUAUUGCUUUCAAUCUGUUCACUGUUGACAGACCCCAACCCUGAUGACCCUUUGGUUCCGGAGAUUGCUCAUAUGUACAAGACUGACAAGAACAAGUACGAGACCACCGCAAGGAGCUGGACUCAGAAGUAUGCUAUGGGUUAG
This is a messenger RNA of Prunus armeniaca (apricot), 447 nucleotides long. The record is from the annotation of a GenBank genome assembly. NCBI's taxonomy places the organism in Eukaryota, Viridiplantae, Streptophyta, Magnoliopsida, Rosales, Rosaceae.